Messenger RNA from Sceloporus undulatus (fence lizard), 6912 nucleotides. It is a transcript of the gene PPFIA3, whose product is annotated as PTPRF interacting protein alpha 3. Lineage: Eukaryota; Metazoa; Chordata; Lepidosauria; Squamata; Phrynosomatidae. Gene Ontology annotation, molecular function: protein binding. Gene Ontology annotation, biological process: synapse organization. The record is from RefSeq and is a predicted model, not a curated record. Gene Ontology annotation, cellular component: presynaptic active zone.
GGCGAGCGCUGACUGGGCCCAGGGCUUGUCCGUCAGGGUUCCCUUAAAGGGCCAGGUGAGCCCCGAGCUUUGCGCCCAGCCGAGGGAGGGCUCGCUCUCCUCCUCCUCCUUCCCCUGGACCUGCCUGCCGCCGGGGCUGGAGGGGGCUGCCAGGCGGUGGCCGACCGGCCGGCCGGGAGGAAGGGAAGGAGGAAGGAUGCCAGGGCUGGGCAGAGGGGUCCCCUGAAGGCCGGCCAGGGAGCCGGGCAUCUCCCGCCGGUUACCCUCCUGCAUCCCUCAGCAUCCUCAGCAGCAGCAGCAGCAGCAGCAGCAGCCUCGCCUCCUCCUCCUCCUCCUCCGCCUGCUGCAAAGCCAGGAUCAAGGACUAAACUUCUCUUCCUUCCUGAGGAGGCCCACGGGUGCCCCUCCCCACCCCUCUUGGCAUGAUGAUGUGUGAAGUGAUGCCAACCAUCAAUGAGGACAACCGACGUGGCUCGGCCUAUGGGGCAGACGAUGCCAACUUUGAGCAGCUUAUGGUCAACAUGCUGAAUGAGCGCGAACGGCUGCUAGAGACACUGCGCGACACACAGGAAAGCUUAGCCACCUCACAACUCCGCCUGCGUGAACUGGGCCAUGAGAAAGAGUCCCUGCAGCGCCAGCUCAACAUUGCCUUGCCACAGGAAUUUGCUGCACUUACUAAGGAACUCAACUUGUGCCGGGAACAACUGUCAGAGCGUGAGGAAGAGAUAUCAGAGCUGAAGGCAGAACGAAACAACACGCGGCUGCUGCUAGAACACCUGGAAUGCCUUGUCUCACGACAUGAACGCUCCCUCCGCAUGACGGUGGUGAAACGACAAGCCCAGUCACCGGCUGGUGUUUCCAGUGAGGUGGAGGUGCUGAAGGCCCUCAAGUCUCUCUUUGAGCAUCACAAGGCCCUGGAUGAGAAGGUUCGAGAACGGCUGCGUGUAGCAUUAGAGCGGGUUGCAGUACUGGAGGAAGAGCUGGAGAUCUCCAAUCAGGAGUCUCUCUCCCUUCGUGAGCAGCUCGCCCGACGCCGAUCUGGUCUAGACGAUCCCAGCAAAGAUGGAGAUGCCCAGAUUUGUGCAAAUGGAUCUGGCUCUCUUGACUUGGGGCGUGGCGGUCGGGAAUCCGAACUAGAAGAGGUCUUGGAACGUCAGCGAGGAGAGCUAUCUCAGCUGAAGGAGCGACUUACCAUGCUCUGUCGGCAGAUGGCAGAACUUGAAGAAGAAUUGGCCACAGCCCAGCGAGAUCUCAUCAAAUCUGAAGAGAUCAAUGCCAAGUUGCAAAGAGACCUCAAGGAGGCAUUAGCUCAGCGGGAGGACAUGGAGGAGCGGAUCACCACCUUGGAGAAACGCUACCUAAGUGCUCAGAGGGAAGCAACCUCUCUACAUGAUGUCAAUGACAAGCUGGAGAACGAAUUGGCCAGUAAGGAAUCCCUGUACAGACAAAGUGAGGAAAAGAACAGGCAGCUACAAGAUUGGUUGGAGGAUGCUAAGCAGAAACUUCAGCAGACCCUUCAGAAAGCUGAGACCUUACCUGAGAUAGAAGCUCAGUUAGCCCAGCGAGUGGCAGCCCUCAACAAGGCAGAGGAGCGUCAUGGGAAUUUUGAAGAACGCUUGCGUCAACUUGAAGCCCAACUGGAAGAAAAGAACCAAGAGUUGCAACGGGCACGACAAAGGGAAAAAAUGAAUGACGAGCACAACAAGCGCCUCUCAGAAACAGUAGAUAAAUUGCUGUCUGAAUCCAAUGAGCGUCUCCAGUUGCACCUGAAGGAGCGGAUGGGGGCCUUGGAAGAGAAGAACACCCUCAGUGAGGAAAUUGCCAACAUGAAGAAGGUUCAGGAUGAACUACUGGCAAAUAAGGAGCAACUGCUAGCUGAGAUUGAGAGGAUGCAAAUGGAGAUAGACCAGUUACGUGGGCGACCAGUCUCUACCUACUCCCGGUCUCUGCCGGGCAGCGCGCUGGAGUUGCGUUACUCCCAGGCGCCCACGCUGCCCGUGGGGGCCCACGUGGACCAUUACAGCAGUGCUGGUGUGGCAAGACGUUCAAAGAAGGGGCGCUGGACCGUCAAGGACGAAGCCACCAAGGAGUGGGAGAGGGCUCAGCAGGCAGCAGCCGGAGCAUCCUUUGAGAGUGGAUUAGAUGGUUCAGAUGAAGAUGAACGCGACCCAUUGUUCAGCUCAGCUGACCUGCUUUCUCCCAGUGGGCAGGCUGAUGUGCAGACCUUGGCCAUAAUGCUACAAGAACAGCUGGAAGCCAUCAACAAAGAAAUCAAAUUGAUUCAGGAGGAGAAAGAAUCUACAGAACAGCGGGCAGAGGAAAUCGAGAGCCGAGUGACUAGUGCCAGUUUGGAUGGAUCUCUCGGCCGCUACCGCUCAGGGGCUUCCAUUCCUCCCUCUGUCACCAGCUCCACUCUGGCCAGCCCUUCUCCCCCCAGCAGUGGCCAUUCCACUCCCCGCUUGGCGCCCCAUAGCCCUGCUCGCGAUGGAGAAAAAAUGCAGAACCACAUUGCCAAGGAAGAAGGGAGAGGGUCUGAGGAAAAGGCCCUGGCACUCUGUGAGCCCCCAGCUCCUUCCACCCCCCGCACAAUGCGUCUUGAACGCAUGACCCAGGCCUUAGCCCUGCAGGCUGGAAGUUUGGAAGAUGGGAGGGAUCUGAGAACCAGUCUUGGAUCAGAAGUCACCAACAGCAGCCAAGAUUCCUUACAUAAAUCCACCAAGAAGAAGAGCAUCAAGUCCUCCAUUGGACGUCUCUUUGGGAAGAAGGAGAAAGGGAGGCUGGGACAGUUGGGCCGUGAGUCCCCCUCACUUGCUGGGACACCAUCAGAUGAGAUGUCACCUGCAGACCCUCUGGGCCUUUCCAAGCUGUCUGGACCAGUGGACAAGGACCGUAGGAACAAAAAGAAGCAUGAGCUUUUAGAAGAAGCUUGCCGGCAAGGCUUGCCAUUUGCUGCCUGGGAUGGGCCCACUGUUGUCUCAUGGCUGGAGCUGUGGGUUGGCAUGCCAGCCUGGUAUGUAGCUGCCUGCCGUGCCAAUGUCAAGAGUGGUGCCAUUAUGGCCAACCUGUCAGAUACAGAAAUCCAGCGGGAAAUUGGCAUCAGCAACCCCUUGCACCGGCUCAAGCUUCGCCUUGCCAUCCAGGAGAUGGUGUCACUUACCAGUCCCUCAGCCCCUGCUACAUCACGUACAUCUACUGGAAACGUGUGGAUGACACAUGAAGAGAUGGAAUCUCUCACAGCCACAACAAAGCCAGAGACAAAAGAAAUCAGCUGGGAGCAGAUCCUGGCAUAUGGUGACAUGAAUCAUGAGUGGGUGGGAAAUGAUUGGUUGCCCAGCUUGGGCUUGCCUCAAUACCGCAGCUAUUUCAUGGAGUCACUAGUGGAUGCCCGGAUGCUGGACCACCUCAAUAAGAAGGAACUGCGGGGCCAGCUCAAGAUGGUUGACAGUUUCCACAGAGUGAGCCUCCAUUAUGGGAUCAUGUGCCUGAAACGUCUUAACUAUGACAGGAAGGAAUUGGAGAGAAGACGGGAAGAAAGUCAGAACCAAAUCAAAGAUGUGAUGGUUUGGUCCAAUGAACGCGUAAUGUGCUGGGUACAAAUGAUUGGGCUGAAAGAGUUUGCCAACAACCUGAUUGAGAGUGGUGUGCAUGGGGCCCUCCUUGCCCUGGAUGACACCUUUGAUUGCAACGAUUUGGCCCUGCUGCUACAGAUCCCUACCCAGAACACACAGGCUCGCCAAAUGUUGGAAAAAGAAUUUGGGAACCUCGUCACUAUGGGAACAGACCGGAGACUAGAUGAGGAUAGUGCCAAGACCUUUAGCCGUUCCCCAUCUUGGCGGAAGAUGUUCCGGGAAAAGGACCUCCGCGGUGUCAGCCCUGACUCGGCUGAGAUGCUGCCAGCCAAUUUUCGCACAGCCUCCGUGGCCUCCAUUACCUCACCCGGGGUGCAGCUUCGUAAGAUGCAACCAGAGGGGAACUCAUUAGGUAGCCAACGGGCAGACAGUAUGUCAGUGCGAACGUACUCCUGUUAAUGCCAAGACAAUGGAGAUGCUGUCCUGGUUGUGUCGGGCCACCCUGUCUUGAACAGGAGGGCUCCCCACAGCUGUUGCUGCCGCCGCCACCUCUCUCCUCAUCAUGUGCUCCAAUCUGGGCUGUGGGGAGGAGCUGCCGCCGCCGCCGCCACCACCGCUGCUGCCGCCGCCACUGCUGCUGCUGCUGUAGAGAAGGAAUAGGGAGUACAUGGGGAUGGUAGAGAGAGAAAAAGAGAGGAAAGAGAGCUCCUCCUUGACCCUCCUCCUCGCAGCAGUGGCUUGUGGUCACUGGAGAACUCAAGGGACUCAAGCUAAGGAGGAAGGAGCCCUCCCCAAGCCUGCAGAAGUCGGCCUUCAACUCUGGUGUCUAUGUAUCGUCGUUCUGGGCUUGGGCAUAAGAAUGUGAAUGAAGCUAUACACCCAUCCACAUCCCUUACCCUCCACCUCACUCCACUUCACUGCAGCCUGUCCUUCCACCUCUUCUCUCUCCACCUCCUGGGCUUGGGUGAGAGGUGGGCAUCUCGCCUCACCUUCCUGUUGCCAUGGGCUAACUGGCUCAUCUGUCUUGACAACCUGUUUCCAUUCCUUGCCUUCCUAUGAGUGCCAAGUCUUCUGAUGGCUCUCCUUCCUCUUCCUCUUCCUCUUUUGCAUUGCUGCUACAAAGGUGUACCCUAUUUCACCUCAUGAUAGCCAGAAGGGGGUUAACUGCUUAAAGCCAAGUUCUCUCUGCCUCCAUCUCUCUCUCUCUCUCUCUCUCUCUCUCUCAAUCUCUUUCAAGCUCUCUCUCAAGUCCUGCCCCCUUCCAGUGCCUCUUCUUCUCGAAAAAAUGUGGGGGAGAAAGACGGGAGCAGGUUGGAGUGGGACAGGCUUUUCUCCUUCUGCUCCAAAUUCCCAACCCACAAUAGGGAAUGAGAAGAGAAAUGCUGAAUAAAGAGCCAUGCCCAGACCUGGCAGUGACUUACCCCUUGGAGCCGAACUCCAGAGAGUUCUGAGUUGGGGAGUACUGUCUACACAGCUGCUGCCUUUACUCAGAAGCGGCUGCAUUUUGGCACAAAUAAGGAAUCCUUUUUUUAAAAAAAAUAAAUAAAAAUAAAACAAAAACCAGCCUCCUGCUAUCUUCUCUCUGCCCACCAUCCAUUUCAGGCUCCCUUUUUUCCUUCCAAAGGAAAGAGUCUGGGAUUAUGACAUGAGAAGGUGGCAGGAGAGAGGCGAGGACCCUGGGGAGAAUCAUCUCCCAACCUCUUUAAAUCCCGAUGUGAAGCUGCUCCAGUGAACAAAUGUUCUGUCUGGUUCUGUGCAAGGACAAAACUGUAUCCUGGUGGAGUGUGAAAUCUUUUAUUUAUUUAUUUUUCUCUCCCACUGAAAGGGAGCCGGGGAUGAGGAAUUCAGGUCUGAGACACUCAAACUGGAAGGGGGAGAUCUCAGCCUGGAAUGGGCAAUAGAACUCUGGACUUUUACAAUAUGGCACACAGACCCCCUCCUCUCCCUCUAAGACUACUGUAACAUAAGAGUUGUAUUUUCUGUGUAUAUCUGUGCUGUGGAAUCUCGUGUAAAUUGAAUUUCUUUUUCGACCGCUGUUACAAGUUCUCUGUUAAUUUAAUAAUGUGUCCUGUUCCCCCUCCGCCCCCCCUCCCCCCUGCACGCCCAUAAUUUUCAUUUGAUGUUUAUAUUUUAUGCCUUUUUUUAAUUUUAAUGUUUUUUUUUUCCUGGGGAGGGUGUGCGGGGGUGAGGGGCAAACCAAAGGGGGAUGUUUUGCAUGAAAGUGGGAGGGGGGAGGAAAAAAAUACAAAUCUUGACGACAACAACAAAUAUUUUCUAUCAGGAAGAUUGUGAGGGGUGAGCGGGAAGCCGAGGCAUAGGAAGGAAAACCUCCUGGGUACCUCAGCUCCAGUUCGCCUCAAGGUGAUGGGGAAAGGGAUGGGCAAAAGCGGAGUGAGUGAUAGGAACUGUUGGGGGUUUAAAAAGAAAAGAAAAGAAAAAAAGAAAAAAGUUUUAAAACAUUUUCUAGAAUCUGCAGACUUUUGUUUAAUCCAACAGCAAGCACUGAACGAAGUGGAAUGUUGCCUGAGGGUUCUCUCUUUUCCUAUGAGACAACACCCAUAGUUCACUUUCUCUGUCCAGUCUUUCACCACUCCAGUUUCUUUUGAAGUAUUGCUGGACUGAGGUCCAAGGGGAACUGAAAUGCCAAGUAAGGUCUGCUCCUCCUGGGACAUCCCCCAGACAGCACUUGUUUUCAUGCAUUGCCAGUGUUGUGCUGGCCUUGUGAUUACGCCACUAUAACCUUGACAUUGGUUCAGUGUUGCCGAUGUGAGGGAUUUAAGACAUUGUUUAAAGCUUUCCAGCUAGCAUGAUUGAACUAUGUGACUUGCACUGACAAAAAGGGAAAAGGAACCCAAGGUAGAGCUUUGUAGCUGUUGUUGGUUCACUUACUCCUUCACAUUUGCUUCUACGGGUGUUUCCCAAUGAGGCUUUCACUAUGCAGUCACUUUGCCUCAUGCAUGGAAUUUUACAAAGGAUCCAGAAAACAGUGUCUUGAACCCUUCUGCUAUAUGCUCUUCCUUCUGUGAGAAAGAUUUUGGAGAACACAGUUUUUCAAAGCCUCGGAGUUUUACAAAGCAUAUUUGCCAUUCAGGACUUACUCUGUGCCAAAUUUGCAGGAAACACCUUUUUCUUUGCAGAAAAUGUUUCUACAUGAAAAUAUUAUUUUCUGUUCAAAAAAAGCUUUUUCCUGUGCAGAAUUCUGUUUUCUGUGCAAACAGCCAUGUGCAAAUGUUUGCUUAGAGUAGUAUGACAUUGUGGUUUGAGUACUGGGCUGUGACUCUGUGUCCAGGGUUUCAAUUCCCAGCUCGACCAUGAAACCUACAGGUUGCAUGCUCUCAGCCUC